This is a messenger RNA of Symbiodinium sp. CCMP2592, 1173 nucleotides long. The record is from the annotation of a GenBank genome assembly. NCBI's taxonomy places the organism in Eukaryota, Dinophyceae, Suessiales, Symbiodiniaceae.
AUGGCGGAUGGCCAGCACCUGGCGCAGUCCCGCUACGCAGAGGAUGCCGUGCCUGUGGGCCAUCGGAGCAUUUGGGGCUCCUGGUAUGACAGCGGCUCGGGGGCGUGGGGAUAUGCUUGCUGCAAGGCUACAAGCCGGUCUGCUACGCCCUGCGCAGCCAUCGAGUCCGAGCUCUCGGAGGCGGGUCCACCAGCGCGAGCGGCCGCGGCGGACCAGCCGGAGGUGAAGCUGACCUGGCGCGCCAGAGACGACUUCGAAACAGCCGAAGGCUUCAUAAUCCACUCCUCGAAGUACCUGGCUUCGCAGUGGCUGAGGUGGCUGCAAGACGGCAAGCUCACAGAGGUAGCAGAGAAGUUUGAUCCCGACGUUCGGAAGGUGUUGCUGUCUGAGUCGGCAGCCAAAGAGGCCUGCCAGCAGGUUCGGAGAUUCUGCGAGCGGCUUGACGAUCGGGUUCCCGUCGAGCUGUCUCAACCUCUCGAGGACUUCUGUGGCUGCAUUGGGUCAAGAGAGUAUGUCAAAGCCAACAAGGCCUAUAUGGACAUCGUGAUGGGCUCGAGGAAGUGGCAAGGAGAUGUCCCGUACCUUGUUGAGGGCAAUCGCAACGGUCCAUCGGUGGUGCAAAAUGUGGCCGAGCGGCUGAACAAGACGAACGCUGGCAACCUCGCACUGGAGCUUGGCGAGACGCUUCACCCCACCACUUGGACCAUCGGAGAUGGCAGUAGAUCGGAACUAAAGAGGCAGAGUCGGAAUGGCUGGUUUCGGCGCUUUGCUGCUGAAGCCUACCAGGAAGCCAGCCGCACAGAAGAGAUGUCAGCCUUAGAGCAAAAGAUCUUCCGAUGGAUGCAGAGCGGAGGCCCAGCUGCAGCAACUGCCAAAUAUCCCGCGGUUCCUGGAGUUGGCCUCGCCGGCUUUGGCUCCACGCCGUCGGCCACAAGGGCGAUGGCCAAGCAGCAAUCCGUUCUCACCCAGGGUAUCGCAGGCCUCAGCUUGGCUGAAAACCCCUACUACGGACUGGCCGGGUCUGAGGGCUUCGAAGGUUUGGAAGCUUCCACGGCGAUGACGGCUCCGGCAGGUCUGGAAGAGGAAGAGGAGGAUGAGGACAGCCUGCAGUCUGUCCUUGCAAAGGCAUUGGCAGCAGCGUCUGCCGGCAGCUCUGGAGUUGCCUCCGCGUAG